Crotalus tigris (Tiger rattlesnake) is the source of this 5645-nucleotide messenger RNA. RefSeq names its product potassium voltage-gated channel subfamily Q member 2 (gene KCNQ2). Gene Ontology annotation, biological process: potassium ion transport; transmembrane transport. Lineage: Eukaryota; Metazoa; Chordata; Lepidosauria; Squamata; Viperidae. Gene Ontology annotation, molecular function: voltage-gated potassium channel activity. The coding region runs from base 472 to 3177 and encodes 901 amino acids. The transcript is spliced from 18 exons. The record is from RefSeq and is a predicted model, not a curated record. Gene Ontology annotation, cellular component: membrane.
UAGAUCGCGGCCUCUGGGAAGGAGGUGCUUAUUUAUUUAUUUAUUCCCGCGAGUAGCGUGCGUGUGUCCGGGAGCGGGGCAGGUCACCUGCAGCCCCAGGGGUGGUGCUCCUCCUCCUCCUCCUCCGAUCACACGUCGCCCCCCCCUCGCUCCACACCUUCAGCGAGCGGCGCGGGAAGAGUUAACGGCGGGCGCGGGGGGCCCCGGGAGGAGCUGCGCAAAGCAGGCGGAGGGGAGGCCGGGCAGAUUGCGGGCGCCGCUCCUCGCCUCCUCCGCGCUGCCGCCGCCGCCACUUUGGCCCAAAGCGACUCAGCCGUCGCCGCAGUCCCGCCCGGCUCUGCCGCUGCCAUGCCGCUGCCUCGCUCCGGCCCCGGGCAGCGCCUCUGCCCCGCGCGGCUGCCCGGCUCGCGCCCGCUCUGAGCCCACCAUCGGCCUCCGCGCCGCCGCUGCCGCCGUCGCCGCCGCUGCAGGAUGGUGCAGAAGUCGCGCAACGGGGGCGUGUAUCCGGGCAGCUCGGGCGAGAAGAAGGUGGGCUUCGUGGGGCUGGACCCCGGCGCCCCCGAGUCCUCCCGCGACGGGGCCCUGCUGAUCGCCGGCUCCGAGGGCGGCGGCGGCGGCGGCGGCAAACGCGGCUCGAUCCUCAGCAAGCCCCGCUCGGCCGUCAGCGGGAAGCCGCCCAAGAGGAACGCCUUCUACCGCAAGCUCCAGAAUUUCCUCUACAACGUGCUGGAGAGGCCCCGCGGCUGGGCGUUCAUCUACCACGCUUACGUUUUUCUGCUGGUUUUCUCCUGCUUAGUCCUCUCUGUCUUUUCCACCAUCGAUGACUACGAAGAGAGUUCUGAAUGGGCCCUUUACAGCCUGGAAAUUGUCACUAUUGUGGUCUUCGGAGUAGAGUACUUUGUGAGGAUCUGGGCAGCUGGCUGCUGUUGUCGGUACCGAGGCUGGAGAGGAAGAUUAAAAUUCGCCCGCAAGCCCUUUUGUGUGAUCGACAUCAUGGUGUUAAUUGCUUCCAUCGCUGUGCUGGCUGCUGGGUCACAGGGGAACGUUUUCGCCACCUCGGCUCUCAGAAGUUUGCGUUUCCUGCAGAUCCUGCGCAUGAUUCGAAUGGAUCGCAGAGGAGGCACCUGGAAGCUUCUGGGAUCGGUGGUGUACGCCCAUAGCAAGGAGUUGAUCACCGCUUGGUAUAUUGGAUUCCUGUGCCUAAUUUUAGCCUCCUUCCUGGUGUACUUGGCUGAGAAAGGAGAAAAUGACCAUUUUGAUACCUAUGCAGAUGCCCUUUGGUGGGGCCUGAUUACCCUGACCACCAUUGGCUACGGGGACAAGUAUCCGCAAACCUGGAAUGGGCGUCUCCUGGCAGCAACCUUCACUUUGAUUGGGGUUUCCUUUUUCGCUCUCCCCGCAGGAAUUCUAGGUUCCGGCUUUGCCCUGAAGGUUCAAGAGCAGCAUCGUCAGAAGCACUUUGAAAAAAGGAGGAAUCCUGCAGCUGGCCUAAUUCAGGCUGCCUGGAGGUUUUACGCCACUAACCUCACCCGAACCGAUUUGCACUCUACCUGGAAUUACUACGAACAAACUGUCACCGUUCCCAUGUACAGCUCACAAACGCAAACCUAUGGUGCCUCCAGGCUCAUUCCACCUUUGAAUCAGCUCGAGCUCCUGAGAAACCUGAAGAGCAAAUCAGGAUUAACUUUCAGGAAAGAACAGCAGCCAGAAUCAUCUCCAAGUCAAGCUACUUCGUGCAGAAAAACUUUUUGUGGAUGCUGCUCAGGAACCUCUAGUCAGAAGGUCAGCUUGAAAGAGCGUGUCUUCUCCAGCCCCCGAGGAACAACCACGAAAAGUAAAAGUUCUCCCCAGGGGCCAGGCGUCCGAAGAUCCCCCAGUGCAGACCAAAGCAUGGAAGAUAGCCCAAGUAAAGUCCCCAAGAGCUGGAGUUUUGGAGACCAGACUCGUGCCCGUCAAGCUUUCCGCAUCAAGGGAGCUGCGUCCCGUCAGAAUUCGGAAGAAGCAAGCCUCCCUGGAGAAGACAUGGCUGAUCCUGACAACAAGAGCUGCAACUGUGAAUUUUUGACAGAAGACCUUACACCGGGUCUUAAAGCCAGCAUCCGGGCAGUGUGCAUCAUGCGGUUCCUGGUUUCCAAGCGAAAAUUCAAGGAGAGCCUGCGACCAUACGACGUGAUGGACGUCAUUGAACAGUAUUCAGCAGGACAUCUGGACAUGCUUUCCCGGAUUAAAAAUCUUCAGUCCAGGAUAGAUAUGAUUGUGGGUCCCCCGCCCUCUUCAACUCCCCGGCAUAAGAAGUAUUCAGCCAAAGGAUCGCCCCAAUACUCGCCUAGAGUGGACCAGAUUGUUGGGCGUGGACCAUCACUGACAGACAAAGACCGCACCAAAGGCUCAGCUGAAGGAGAACUUCCAGAAGAUCCAAGUAUGAUGGGCAGACUUGGCAAGGUGGAAAAACAGGUUCUCUCCAUGGAGAAGAAGUUGGAUUUCUUGGUCAACAUCUACAUGCAACGGAUGGGGAUCCCUCCGACUGAAACAGAGGCCUAUUUUGGCUCUAAAGAGCCUGACCCAGCCCCACCUUAUCACAGUCCAGAGGACAGCCGGGAACACAUUGAUAAAAAUGGCUGCAUUAUCAAGAUCAUCCGCUCAACCAGUUCCAUGGGCCAGAAGAACUUCUCUGCCCCACCAGCCACAACGAUGCCAAACAACUCAUGUCCUCCCUCCACUUCUUGGCAGCACUAUCACCGUCCGAGCUACGGGUCAUCCCCAGUUGGUGAUCCCGGCUCCUUGGUGAGAAUCCCACCACCGCCGUCCCACGAGCGUUCCUUAUCUGCCUACAGCGGGGGCAACCGAGCCAGUUCCGAGUAUGCCAGGAACGAAGACGUGACUGCUAAACACCCCGAAAAUGCCCUGAGAGACAGUGACACGUCUAUUUCCAUCCCGUCGGUCGACCACGAGGAACUGGAGCGUUCCUUCAGCGGCUUUAGCAUUUCACAGUCCAAAGAAAAUUUGGACAUCCUGAACAAUGGUUGCUACACCGCAGUGGCCAAAAUCAGACCUUACAUUGCGGAAGGCGAGUCAGACACAGAUUCUGACCUCUGCACACCCUGUGGCCCUCCGCCGAGAUCAGCAACAGGGGAGGGACCUUUCGGAGAUCUAGGCUGGUCAACCCCAAGACAGUGAAACCACGGAAAACCACCGGAAGAUAACGUCAAGAACAUGAGGUAGUCACCGCGUCUGCAUGUAGGACCUCUUCCGCAGACUGGAAGGUCAUGUUCUGGGACCCAGAAGUAGGGGGCACUUAAUCAUAGUUUACCUUGGGGGUGGGGGAAGAGACGGGGUACCUGUGACCUACAAAGAGCAAGAGAGUCCCGGAAUGCGUAACUUGGGAAGUCUUGCGAUGUCCAUGGUUUUAUCUUCGUGACUUUCUAAAUUGGAUAAGUGAAAUUCUUUUCACACGCUUGGGUAGAUAGCUACAACCCGUAGUAGCCUUCUCUACUACACAGGCAUUGUGUCAGGGCUUGGUUGUGUCAUGGGUAAAUAUCAGAUUUGAAUGAGAAGACGUUACGGCCCUGAGCUUUCGAAUCACACACAAAACCCACGCUGAUGUCUUAAAAAAAAUAAUGCUUUCGGAGAAGAAGAAACAUAUCGAUCAUAGGUGUUGAGGAAUGGUGGCUUAAUAAUAAUAAGAAUUACACAGCAGUUACGCAGUGGAGAUAUAAAACGGUUCAUGCCACAUGUCCAAAUGGCACGUCCAUGAAUUUUUAGUAGCAGAAAGGAAAACAGCAUGGAGGUUUUAGAUCGGGAUUAGGGCCAUAACUUGAAAGAAACAUGUUUGAAUUUAAAAAAAGACAGCAAAAUCUCAAAAGGACCUAGAAUCACAGGGUUGGACGGGACCUCAGAGAUCGUCUAGUCCAACCCCCUGCUCAAGGCAGGAGACUUUAUAUUAUCUCGGUCAAUGGUUGACCAGUCUAUUUCUGAAGCACGGCCGAUUUCAUUUGAGUUUGAUUUUGGUUGUUCAGUAAAAUGUUUGAAGGGUAGAGGCGUCACACCAGUUCUCGGUGUGCACACUCAGAGGUUUAGAUAGGUUUUUCCUGCUUAGGAUGCUGUGACCACUGCUAAGAUGGACAGCCAAGAAUGGGAGAACACUAAACUCUGCAUUUACAUAUAUCUAGGUUAAUAUCGAUCCAGUCUGGAAUGGCAGCUUCCUGCUUCGCACCUCCUUAUUAUGGGUCUCUGCGGGGGACGAGUGAUAUGUGUCAUCAUAGAAAUGGCACAAGUUGUGGACUUAGGCUGUGACAUUUGCGCAUCCUUUUGGUGAUGAUGUAAUGAGGUCCAGGUCAACCGUUUGCCCUCAUCCUGGCUUGCUACUGUCACUGUGACUCUUAUAGACAGGUUGGCAAGAUCAAAAGGAUGGAAGGAAAAGAACGUUUGUAGUAUCCUAUGGGAGGAAUCUGAGAAUAAGCUUCCAUCCUUGGAACACCUGGAACAGUUGCUGAAACAGAGCGCAUAAAUAAAAUCCCUGUAAGGCAGUGGUUCUCAACCUUUCUAAUGCCGCGACCCCAUAAUACAGUUCCCCAUGUUGUGGUGACCCCCAACUACUUAUGCAUCACUGGGUGCCAGGGGCGUGGCCAAAGAAAAGGGGGAAAAAAUGGCGGACAGCCUUGUUUGGCGACCCCCGUGAAAUGGUCGUUCGACCCCAAAUGGGGUCCCGACCCACAGGUUGAGAACCACUGCUGUAAGGUGAGAAGAAUUCUUAACAGUAGAACGAAGAAGCUGCUAACCAGGAGGUGGUAGGAAGGGAUGACCUCUGCAUUGCAUUGUGCCUCGUGGCUGUAACACAAUAUUUCUCCACCUUGGCUCCAUGAAGAUGCCUGGACUUCAACUCCCAGAAUUCCUCAGCCAUUGGGAAUUCUGGGCGUUGAAGUCCACACAUCUUUGGCUGCCCAAGGUUGAGAAACACUGCUCCACUUAAGAACACUUUUUUUCAUUCUUUCAGCACCUUCCAGAGCAGGAUGGAUGCUCUCUGGUUAAUAUUUGCUAGAUUUAGGGCUCCUUGCUCUGUUUUUGCCUGGAGGAUUACUUCUCAUGUUUUGGCCUCCAUUUAUCUGCUUGAAUAUAGCCCCGUUUUCCUUCUUGCUGGAGAGUUUCAAAGCCUGGUGUAGCUCCUGUAGGGAAUAAACAGAGAAAAAACGAGGUGUCCUCAACAUCCCUUCUAAAUAGGGUCAUCAUAGACAUGGAGACUGGAAGGUCCAUUCCUGUCAUCCCCUCGCUUAGAUUGACUUGAUCUUAGGUUGCAGUUUUAAAUCCAUUUUUCUUGAAACAGGAAACAGCUUGAUUCCAUGGGUUGCUUUUAUUUCUGUUGACUGCAAUGUAUGCAUGAUAACGAUUCACGAUGUGAAGUUGAAUAGUUACUUCACUCUGCCAGUAGACUUCCAAGGGUACCAUGGAAGUUUUAUCUAAAGGAUAUUUCUAAUCUCUUCUUUGAUGCCACAGCUAUUGCUGCAUGGAGUUUCAAAUAUUCUGGAAACCGAUUUAUUAAUUUCAAAAGGUUUGGGUCUGAAAGAUUCAGAGUGGGCAUUUAAUGGGUGGGAUCUACUUAAUCUUUAAUAUAACUCACAGUUGAGUGAUUUUGUUUUUUUAAAAAAAAA